AUGUCGCUCUUGACCGAGAAAAAUACCGGACUUCAUCCUGAGCAUGUUGACACAAAGUCUCGAGAAUCCCCGGCUGCCGUGCAGCACAAGGCAGCUGCCCAGUUCAGAGACCUCUGGAAAUUUAAGAGAAGCGUGCUGACCGCUCUUGGAUGCUCUACCGCCCCCAUCAUCAUUGGCUACGACCUCACAUUGAUGGGCUCCAUCAUAGCCAACCGAGAAUUCGUCAAGAAAUUCGGGGUAUUCGACGAAAACAUCGGCAACUUGACUCUUCCGGCAAGCCAACAACUGGUCUGGACCAUUGUUCAGUACGUUGCUGCUAUCGUCACUGCCUUUGUCGCUGGUCAGCUGAAUGAUGUAUGCGGCCGCCGGUUCUUUUUCUUCUUUACAGUUGGGUAA
Colletotrichum destructivum is the source of this 396-nucleotide messenger RNA. Its product is annotated as Putative major facilitator, sugar transporter, MFS transporter superfamily. Gene Ontology annotation, molecular function: transmembrane transporter activity. Gene Ontology annotation, biological process: transmembrane transport. Gene Ontology annotation, cellular component: membrane. The coding region runs from base 1 to 396 and encodes 131 amino acids. The transcript is spliced from 2 exons. NCBI's taxonomy places the organism in Eukaryota, Fungi, Ascomycota, Sordariomycetes, Glomerellales, Glomerellaceae. The record is from RefSeq and is a predicted model, not a curated record.